AAUAAAAUAAAUCAGUUUCAUCUUGCAAAAUGAACAGAGUGGUUCAAUGUUUGGUUUUCUUCAGUAUCCUUGGAAUAGGAUAUUCUUGGCAAUUUCCUAGGAAUGGAGACCAAACUUAUUGGGCUUUUAAUACUUGUCAAAGACAAACUACGGACAUUGAGUCUGUUAAAUUGUGGGAUCAAUGGUUAUUACCAAACAAUGCCGCAACACAUUGUUACAUCAAAUGUGUUUUUAUUCAUCUGGGAUUCUAUAAUGAACAGGAGAAAGCUAUUAACAUUGACGCGGUCAAAAAACAAUUUAAGAGUCGUGGCUUAGAAAUUCCUAAGGAUAUAAAAAGUUUGUCUGGUCGAACAGAUGGAUCUUGCAAAGCGUUGUAUGAAAAGACUAUACCAUUCUUCAAAAACAAUUUUCAAAAUUUGAGGAUUGCCUUCUAUGGAACAAGAGAAGAAUCAGAUAAGUGGUUCGCGAAACAUCCUGAAGUUAAACCAAAGCGAACAAGGGUUUCGGAAUUUUGUACUGCCGAAAAAGAAAAAGGAGAAACUAAGAAUUGCAGACGUGCAUGUAGUCUUUACUAUUACCGUUUUGUUGACGAAGACUAUCAACCAAUAUACUUUAGGAAAUUGGAUAUUGCUGGUAUCACAGAUAAACAAAUUAACGAUUGCAGAGAUAAGGCGAGAGAAAAAAAAGGAUGCAAAGUGGGUGACGCGUUGUAUAGAUGCUUAAGGCUUAUUAAUAAGCAGGGUUUAAUAGCAACUAUGGAAAGACUUGAUAUUGAAUCUUGGAAAUACUAAUUUUUUUGCAAACAAGUUUCAUUUGUGAACUGUAUAUGAAAUACAAUGUGUUGGAAAGCAAA
This is a messenger RNA of Phlebotomus papatasi, 853 nucleotides long. RefSeq lists its product as uncharacterized. Gene Ontology annotation, molecular function: odorant binding. The record is from RefSeq and is a predicted model, not a curated record. Bases 30 to 791 code for a protein of 253 amino acids. The transcript is spliced from 3 exons. Lineage: Eukaryota; Metazoa; Arthropoda; Insecta; Diptera; Psychodidae.